Messenger RNA from Triticum dicoccoides, 881 nucleotides. Its product is annotated as antimicrobial peptides-like. Gene Ontology annotation, biological process: defense response to fungus. NCBI's taxonomy places the organism in Eukaryota, Viridiplantae, Streptophyta, Magnoliopsida, Poales, Poaceae. The transcript has a single exon. Bases 54 to 653 code for a protein of 199 amino acids. The record is from RefSeq and is a predicted model, not a curated record.
UCCCAGUUCUCACAUCCAUUGCCAUCCAUCUCUGCUCUCUAGUGUGAGCAGCAAUGGGGUUCAUUCACAAGGGUGGGGUUUGGUGGUUCCUCCUGCUCGCCGGGGUGCUGCUGGCUGCGGCGGCGGCAGCAGGCGCGGAGCAGGACGAUGGGGCGGUAGCCACUGCUGUCCCGGAGGUGGAGGAGGCGGAUGAGGCCCGUCUGCGCGUCGAUGAUCCGGAGGAGAACGACUCGUGCGACCUCAAGUGCCAACACCACCAAGUUCCGGCGAGGAAAAAGCAGUGCGUCGACGAGUGCCACAGCCGGGAGCAUCACCACCCCAGCAGAGCGUCUUGCGAGAACAAGUGUAGCCACUGGCAAGACCCGACGAGGAAGGACCAGUGCGUGCAACAGUGCAUGCGCCGCGGCCUCAGCCUCGCUGUGGGCGGCGGCAACGACGUCGACGAGCACCGCCACGCCCAAGAGGAGGAGGUCGCCGGGCGUCCGUGCGACAGGGAGUGCCAACUGUCUUGCCAAAGGAAGUGUCAGGGCUGGAAAGAUCGGACCAAGCACCAACAGUGCGUGCGACAGUGCGUUCGCGGCAGCAACAUCGUCGACGACGAGCACCUCCGCGGCUGGGAAGCGGUGGCCGGCGCCAUCAUCGAGGCGGUGUGAGUGUCAUGUCACGCACCUAAUAAUAAUAAUAAUAAUGUAAGGGUAUAUGUCUUGCUAGGCAAAGGCGCGAGAAUAAAAGACCAAUAGCGUGCGGUAGCUGCAUGCUUGGCGUCGUUGGCGAUGCUCUCCUAGGACUAGGAGAGAGCUGCAUGGAACUCUGUUCCUUUUCCUUGUAGCGGUUCCGGCUGUUCUGUGGCCGUUAAUUGCAAUCUUAUGGAUUUUCCUUCA